AUGGAGGACUGGACAAGGAUUCCAGCUCGGAUUUCCGACCCGGAUACAAUUCAUUUCUGUCAGUCUCAGUGCCAGUGUUGGAUCACAGGUGAGUCGGUGUCCACCAAUCAGCUUGCAUCCCUCUGCUUCCCAAAAUCUUUAAUCCCUCUUUUUCUAAUGCAAUCUCUCAACUCAAUCAAACAAAAUCUGUUAAAAAAAAAAAAAAGAAAAAAAAACCAAACACACCCUAUGAGCCAGUUUCAGUCUCAGCGGCGAGUCCACUAUGACGACGACGGCGUGGCCACCGCAUCAGAAACUGUAGAAAAUGACGGCGGAGGAGAAAGCAGCAUGAAACUCAGACCUUCAAGUAGCAACGUCACGGAAGAUCAAGAGCCCUUCAUGGGGGUCAAGAUCCGCCGAAAAGCCUCCCGCCACAGAGAUUACAGGGGCGACUAUAUCGGUCUCCAAUCGCGUCCUCAUCUCAUCAAGGUUCUCGAUAAACAAGGCGAUAAGAAAGUUCUUUUUGCAGAUAAAGUUUUGAAGUUCACUGGCUCGGGGAAGAUGAAACGACGUAUUCUUUUAAUUACUGAUUUUGCCAUUUACAUGGUUGACCCGGAAACGGAUGCACUUAAAAGGCGGAUUGCGCUGUCAGCUCUUGAGAAGCUUUGCUUGAGUGAAUUAAGUGAUAAUUUUUUUGCAUUUAUCAUUCCAACCGAGUACGAUAUACUCAUGGCUAGUACUCGAAAAACUGAAAUUGUUACUGUGUUAGUAGAAGCUAUCAAGAGCACAUCCGACUAUGAAGUCGAGGUUAUUUUCUCCAAUAGCUUUGAGUAUAAUGCUUCUGCUGAUCUGGUGAAGGAAGUUCAAUUUGAGGAAGUCGAAGGUGGUGUUAAAACAAGAAUUGUGCGGAAAUGAGUUGCGUUUACCACCCAAUGUUAUGAGGAAGCGAGUUGCCUAUUCCUUCCGUAUAAAAGGUGAUGGAUUAUUUUCUGGUUUUGAAACCCAGUUGUGAUCAGGCAUUAAAACACAACAAAUAAUGUAGCUUAUUGUUUUUUAUAUUUAAUUUUUUUCUUUUUUUUUUCCCUUGUACAAACCAAAUCUCAUGUUGUAUCAAUUGUGAUUACUAAGACUUUCAGUCGAUAUGAAUUGUUUCCAA
Molecule: messenger RNA, 1135 nt
Organism: Camellia sinensis
Lineage: Eukaryota; Viridiplantae; Streptophyta; Magnoliopsida; Ericales; Theaceae
Cellular component (GO): myosin complex
Molecular function (GO): cytoskeletal motor activity; RNA-DNA hybrid ribonuclease activity; nucleic acid binding
Source: RefSeq, a predicted model, not a curated record